AUGGGUGUACCAGCGUUUUACAAAUGGUUAACCAAAAAAUAUCCAAAGGUUACUGAAGAUGCUAACAUCAACACUACGCCAACUGUGGAAUACGAUAAUCUUUAUCUUGAUAUGAACUCUAUUAUCCACCCAUGUUUUCAUCCCAACGAUGAUAACAUCAAUAGUUGUCCUCCAACAACAUUUAUGGAAGUGUUUGCAAAUAUGUUUUAUUACAUUGAUCAUCUUGUUACCAUUGUUAAACCUCGCAAGCUUUUGUACAUGGCUAUCGAUGGAGUAGCACCACGAGCCAAAAUGAAUCAGCAAAGGACAAGACGCUUUAGAACUGCUAAAGAUGAUGAAAUGCGUCUAAGGAAGCUAUUUGAAAUGGAAGGAAAACAAGUUGUUCCUAAACAAGAAUGUGAAGUGUCAGAUUCUAAUAUAAUAACACCAGGAACUCAGUUCGUGCAUCAACUCUCAAAGGCUCUUAAAACCUAUAUUUCUUCAAGGAUAUCCUCUCAUUCAUUAUGGAAGGAUAUUAUUGUAAUUUUAUCUGAUGCCAAUGUUCCUGGAGAAGGGGAACAUAAGAUUAUGUCAUUCAUAAGAAAACAACGUGGCCUUCCUGAUUAUGAUCCAAACACUGUCCACUGCUUAUAUGGCUCGGAUGCUGAUUUGAUAAUGCUUGGAUUGUCAAGCCAUGAGCCUCACUUUUCAAUUAUACGAGAGGAUGUUCCUAAUUCUUAUGAUAAGGUAGAACAAAAUGUUGUUAAGAGGUUCAAGCUUUUGCAUAUUUGGUUGUUGAGGGAAUAUCUUGAACUAGACAUGAAGAUACAAGAUCCUCCCAAAAAUUGCAUCGUUGAUUUUGAGCGGAUAGUUGACGAUUUUAUCUUUAUUUGUUUCUUUGCUGGAAAUUAUUUUCUUCCCCAGUUGCCCUCUUUGGAUAUUUAUGAGGGUGCUAUUGAUUUACUAAUGACUGUUUACAAGAAAGAGUUUCAUAAACUUGGAGGGUAUCUUGUUGACAUAACUAAGAUGGGGGAGAAGCAUAGUGCUUUUGUGAAGCUAUCAAGAGUUGAAAAAUUUGUAAUCAUGGUUGGUACAUAUGAAGAAAAAAUCUUCAAUAGAAGAAGUGCAAUUAGAGCCAAGAAACUGAGAAGACUUAUUAUUGAUCAUGAAAACUCAAAGCAAGAUGAACAGGAUGCAUGUAAUUUCAUCGAUAUUGAGAAUGAAAAUAGUUCAGAUUGCGCUCUUCGCAUUAAUAAGGCAGCAUCAUUCCGAAUAUUGCAGAAUAUGAUUGUUUUCACAUAG
Messenger RNA from Lathyrus sativus (Indian pea), 1281 nucleotides. NCBI's taxonomy places the organism in Eukaryota, Viridiplantae, Streptophyta, Magnoliopsida, Fabales, Fabaceae. The record is from the annotation of a GenBank genome assembly.